CCUGGGUGUGCCUGCCUCUCCCUUCCAGGCUUCUAAGGAGCAAACAGCAGAGUCAACGCAUUUCUUACUUCCCCUUCGAGCCAGCGAAAGAGUUAAUUUUAAUACGAAUGUGCAAGAAUUAGAGUGAGAGAGCCGCUCUCAGCCCAGCCUGGGGGGGACAGGAGCGCCUGCGGGAGCGGCCGGGCAGAGCGCAGGCACCGGCCAUUCCAUCAGACAUGGAUACGCUCUUUGGCAGGAAUAAGGAAGAGCACCCAGAGCCCAUAAAAGCUGAGGUGCAGGGGCAGCUGCCCACUUGGUUGCGAGGGACUCUGCUCCGAAAUGGCCCAGGGAUGCACACCGUAGGGGACAGCAAGUACAACCACUGGUUUGAUGGCCUGGCUCUGCUGCACAGCUUUACAUUUAAAAAUGGUGAAGUUUACUACAGAAGUAAAUAUCUCCGAAGUGACACGUACAACUGUAACAUAGAAGCAAACAGAAUCAUGGUGUCUGAGUUUGGGACUAUGGCUUAUCCAGAUCCAUGCAAAAACAUAUUUGCUAAGGCAUUCUCCUAUUUGUCUCACACCAUUCCUGAGUUCACAGACAACUGUCUCAUCAACAUUAUGAAAGCUGGGGAUGAUUUUUAUGCUACUGGUGAGACUAACUUCAUCAGGAAAAUUAAUCCACAGACUCUGGAGACAUUGGAGAAGGUUGACUACAGCAAAUAUGUAGCUAUAAAUUUGGCAACUUCUCACCCCCACUAUGACCGUGCUGGAAAUGUUCUCAACAUGGGCACUUCAAUAGUUGAUAAAGGGAAGACAAAAUACCUUCUAUUUAAGAUUCCUUCCUCUGUACCAGAACACGAAAAGAAGAAAUCUUGUUUCAAGCACCUGGAAGUGGUUUCCUCUGUCCCUUCUCGCUCUCUGCUCCACCCCAGCUACUACCACAGCUUUGGGAUCACAGAGAACUACAUUAUCUUCAUAGAGCAGCCCUUCAGACUGGAUAUUCUCAAAAUGGCAACUGCUUACAUGCGAGGUGUGAGCUGGGCUUCAUGCCUUGCCUUUAACAAGGAUGAAAAGACUUGGUUUCACUUUAUAGACAGGAGGACUAAAAAGGAAGUGUCCACCAAGUUUUACACCGAUGCUUUGGUGUUUUUUCACCAUAUGAAUGCUUAUGAAGAGGAUGGCCACAUUAUUUUUGAUAUUAUUGCCUAUACAGACAAUAGCUUAUAUGACAUGUUUUAUUUAAAAAACCUGAACAACGACCUCGAAAAGAAUGCCAGACUUACCUCCAUACCAACCUGCAAAAGAUUUGUGGUUCCUCUGCAGUGUGACAAGGAUGCUGUAGUGGGUUCUAAUUUAGUCACACUUCCCUCUACUGCAACUGCUGUGAAGGAGAAAGAUGGAAGCAUCUAUUGCCAACCUGAAAUACUAUGUGAAGGGAUAGAACUGCCUCGCAUCAACUAUGACUACAAUGGCAAAAAAUACAAAUAUGUCUUUGCAACACGAGUCCAGUGGAGUCCAAUUCCUACAAAGAUUGCAAAAUUUAAUACCCACACAAAGGAAAUGCUCCAAUGGGAAGAGGAUGACUGCUGGCCAUCUGAGCCUGUUUUUGUUCCCAGCCCUGAUGCAAAAGAAGAGGACGAUGGUGUUGUUCUGACCUGUGUUGUGAAGACUGAUCCAAAGGAUCCACCCUUCCUACUUGUCUUGGAUGCUAAAACAUUCACAGAGCUGGGUCGAGCCAUAGUAAAAGUGGAAAUGCAUUUGGACCUGCACGGAAUAUUUAUACCACAGCAAGACAUGAAAACUGAGUCUGAGUAGAAUCUAUUUGUUGUAUUGCACAGACUGACAUAACCUUCUACUGAAUGUGGGAUAAUAUCCUUCAGGAACAGCCUUCUCUUAUGAUAAGAAAUGACUAAUUAUAACCUUCUCAAUAUCUACAUAUAAUCUCUUAAAAGAGACAGAAAUUACUUUAUUACAAAUUAUUGUGUGCACAACUGGUAUAUCACUAUUCCAAAAGAAGAAUUAUCAAUGUGAAGUGCUAAUGUUGAAUACAGCUUGUGGAUCAAGGAGUAGGAGAGAGAGGUAACAAGAAAUGUUUUAUUUGAGUAGAACAAAGCUUUCUGAGCAAAUGAAGUACUGUAUUCAUAGGGUGACACAUGGCAUGAGUCACACAUGUCUGCAGGUCAUGUAACUUCCAUGGGCUGUUGCAGGACUGCAGCUGACAAUGAAAGUUUUCUCCUGCCAGGAAACCUCAUGUUAAACUAUCUGCCAUGAUACCAGUAAUUCAUGGCAAUGUAUUCUCUUGGUGCUUGAUUUCUUAAACUCUACCAUAACCAAAGUAUUAUGUUGAGGUGCUACAUUUUUCUUAUCCAGAACCUAACCCCUCCCCCCAGCUUUUCUAAUAAUUUCAUGGUGUAUUUUCAGCUUUUAUGUUGACAAAACCAAGUAACUUCAUUGAAAUAGACUACAUGGUUAUAUGUAGCAUUCAAUUAUACUUUAGUGACAUUCAAUCUUAAGCAGUUUGUAUUUAAAUCAGUUUAAUCAUUCCUUGGGCAGAAUAUCUGUCAUGGCAUUUCAUGUAAUUAGAUGAUUACAUUGUGUAAAAGAUGGAAGAACUGUAGUAUUUGCUAUUGCCACUAUUCUCUGUUGAUAGCAGCAUGUAUGUGAAUGAGGGCAGUGUAUUCCUAGCAGAACUCAGACACACGUGCAAAAAGCAGUUUAGGGAAAGAUAAUUUAGGCCUCAUCUGAACCCCACAGUAGCUGAAACUAGAAGCUGCUAUUGCCAUAAAUAAGCAUUUGCUUUAUGUCUGCUUAGGAACACCCAUGUUCUCACGUGUUUAUCCUUGCCUGUACCAGAUGCUUCCUAAUAAAAGUGCACAACUCUGACUCACAGUCACAAUUAAAAUGCACAUUUCAACAUAAAGUUCAAGUGCCAAGCACAGUGUGACUGGUUGUGUUACAGAAAUGGCAUUUCUUACUUCCCCCCCUCCCCACUGUAUUCCUGAUUUGAAAUAUUGACUUUUCUUUAGGUGAGAGAUUUUUUUUGCUUUGAAUUUUAUUUUCUCAUUAUAGAUAUCUUUGCUGUUUGGAAGCAUGUUUACUGAUGGAGAAAACCAGGUGCACAUCCAUCCAUUUUGGGUGUUCUUCUGGUCUGUCUGUAUCACCACACAGCUCAGGUACCUCUCACUCUGACACACACAUGCCCUCAGUGCCUGUGCUGCUCACAGUGUUUCAUAGGAAGGAAACAGAACGAAAUUGUUGUCAUUUAUUACCUCCCCACCACAUGAGAAUCUGUGCUUGGUGACCUGUUUGUGAUUACUCAACGUGUUUGUGGCAGAGCAGGAACUGAACCAACAUCAUCCACAGUUCCUGCCUGCUCUGUAACAACCAGAUCUCUGUUCCUCUGCUUAAGUCUUUGCACUUUGUUAGGAUAAAGAUAUACAGGCUAUUUUUAAUGUAAAAAAAGCCUGACACCGUGGUCAGAUCUAGUUAACAUAUGCAGGUUUGGGCAUUCAAAUGUUUACAUGUUCCAUAAAAUGGAAAUAAACACUUCAGUAAGGUGUGUGCAGAAAUAGUCACUUUUAGUGUUUUCAAGGCAUAUUACCAUUAGUAUUUAAUAGAACUUUAUCUUCUGAAGAAGAAAUUUAAUUCCAUUUCUGUAAAUAAUAUGGAACCAGUACUGGAAGAGAACCCUGACUUAUGAUAUUGGCAAAAGACAUCAGCUCUGGGGUUGUUUCUUUUCAUAUGAAAAAGUUUGUAUUUAACAAAGGUCCACAAAUACAUUUCUAGAAUUAAAAGGCGGCAAUGAAUCAAAAGUCUAACCAUUGUUAAAGAUUUUCUUCCAAGAGUUUGUCUCUAGAAUUUCUUCUGUAGUACUCACAGGGUUGUUUUUUGAUAAUCAUAGGUUUGGAUACAGGAGUUACUUGACUUCUGAGGGGAUAAUUUUUACUGGUAGAGAUGACAGGAUAGGGAAUACACUCAUCAUAAAAACAACCUGUAGUCUAAGUAAGCAAAUGUGUUAUUUACAUUCAUGUAGAAAUAAUGCAAAAAAUAAAUGAUAAUAACUUGUCUUGGGUAUGAUUUUUUAAGUGAGAUGUGCCUUAUUCCCUUGGUCAGUACUACACAGGAUUUGAUUAGCAUUAAGUUUGUAGUUAACCUGAGGAGAAAAACAGUGAUGGAAAUCUGCAUUUGCUAAUCCCAGUAUCCUCCUGCAGCAGAGACAACAGGAAUAAAACCAUACAGCUAAUCACAAA
Messenger RNA from Haemorhous mexicanus (house finch), 4231 nucleotides. It is a transcript of the gene BCO1, whose product is annotated as beta-carotene oxygenase 1. The record is from RefSeq and is a predicted model, not a curated record. The coding region runs from base 216 to 1796 and encodes 526 amino acids. Gene Ontology annotation, biological process: carotene catabolic process; retinal metabolic process. The transcript is spliced from 12 exons. NCBI's taxonomy places the organism in Eukaryota, Metazoa, Chordata, Aves, Passeriformes, Fringillidae. Gene Ontology annotation, molecular function: carotenoid dioxygenase activity; beta-carotene 15,15'-dioxygenase activity.